Trichoderma virens Gv29-8 is the source of this 1865-nucleotide messenger RNA. RefSeq lists its product as uncharacterized. Lineage: Eukaryota; Fungi; Ascomycota; Sordariomycetes; Hypocreales; Hypocreaceae. The transcript has 3 exons. Gene Ontology annotation, cellular component: cytoplasm; GID complex; nucleus. Gene Ontology annotation, biological process: proteasome-mediated ubiquitin-dependent protein catabolic process. Gene Ontology annotation, molecular function: protein binding; ubiquitin protein ligase activity. The record is from RefSeq and is a predicted model, not a curated record. Bases 139 to 1461 code for a protein of 440 amino acids.
CUUCUUGGAGAAACCCCGUCUGCAGGGCAAAAAAUCCCCUCGUUCGCAUCCCGAUGACUUAGUUUACGAGCUUUAACGAACGGCUUCAUUCAAUAGACCUCUACAUUGCUUCACAAUCAAGGCAUUCCGCGAGUGACCAUGGCUCCGUUGGGCGGCGACAUUGUCUCGCCGUUUGGCCCGCUGCAGGCCGAGCUGGCACGGAUGAAGAAGUCGAAUCUUACGGCUGCCAUCCAGGACGUGGACAAGAUUAUCGAUUACCUCGUGGCUGCCAGAGAGCAGGUUGCUGCUGCCGACGCCGACUCCCAUCGAAUCAGCAUGGCAAUGACAACACUUCAAAACCCCGUCAAGGAUCGCCUCGAUGCCAUCACCAAUGAUCUCAAAGACGUAACGAAAGCACAGCGGAGCUUUGGAAAGGCCCUGGACAAGGCCCUGCCGCAUAGGGAACUACCGAUGGAAGCAGAUGCCAUGGCCGACCACGCCGGUCUCAUAAAUCGCGCUAUAGCCAUGCAUCUCGUCCGGGAGGGCCAGUUUUCCGUUGCAUCGACCUUUGUCCGCGAGUCACGAGACCCAUCUCUCCUUUCACUAGACGCCGCCUUGUCUCCUCGGACGGUGCGGACGGACGAAGAUGGCGAUGAUGAUAUGAUACAGGAAGAUGGAGAGGAGGAGGAGGAGUGUGCGGGGCACGGAGCCAACAAUUACCCCGAGGACCUACAAGGGCAGUUUGCAGAAAUGUACAGCCUUCUUUCGGAGCUGAGAAAUAGGAAUCUUGGUCCGGCAAUUAAGUGGGCACGCCAAAACAACAGCAGACUGGAGGCAACCGGAAGCAACCUGGAGUUUGAACUUUGCAAGUUGCAAUUCGUCUGGCUGUUCAAGGGCCCCGAAGUAAAUGGCCUUCCGGAUGACGAGAGGAAUGGGCAGAUGGGCGCGCUGAGAUAUGCAAGGGAGAACUUUGCGCGCUUUCAAACGAGGCAUCUGAAGGAUAUUCAGCAGUUGUGCGGAGCUAUGGUCUUUGCACCCAACAUUGAAAAGUCCCCCUACCGGCACAUCUUUCAGAUCGACUCGGCUUUCGAAGACGUCUCCGCCUCAUUCACCAGAGAGUUCUGCUCUCUAUUGGGCCUGUCGGCGGAAUCACCGCUGUAUGUCGCCGUCACGGCCGGGUCCAUUGCUCUCCCGCGGCUCAUCAAGUACACAACCUAUAUGAAGGAAAAGAAGACGGAAUGGACGACGGAGAACGAGCUAGCCUUUGAAACACCACUCCCGCCAUCCAUGAUCUACCACUCCAUCUUCGUAUGCCCCGUCAGCAAGGAACAGACAACAGAGCAGAAUCCCGCAAUGAUGAUUCCUUGCGGACACGUCAUCUGCAGAGAGAGCUUGCACAACAUGGCCAAGGGCUCGAGGUACAAGUGUCCCUACUGCCCUACAGAAGGCCAUUUGAAGGAUGCAAUCAAAAUCACCCUUUGAAUGCCCAUCUUUGUGUUAUACAACAUAAAACGACGAGGACCGAGCAUCUUUUUUCCUUCUCUCUCUCUCUUCUUUGGUGGAGGGUUUCCACAGUGUGUUCCAUGGUAAUGGCCUCCAUCCCGGUUUUCUUACUCUUAUUAUUUUUCGUCAUAUUGUUAUUUGGCUUACCAAAGCGAGGAUCAUACAUUCUUUGGGAGUAAUUGGGCUUUUACGAUAACUCAGCACCGCUUAUGUUUUUUUGUUUUUUUUUUUUUCUUUUUUUUUUCUUUUCUUCUUUUCUGGGUGGGAACACGUCAACAAGGUUGGAUUGGUAGCAUCGUAUUUUAUUAUAUUUUUCUGGUUCUUUUCGUAUUAGUCCGGUUUCAGAUGAGAAACAACAAAUCUCGAAUAAACAACGUAGCAUC